Messenger RNA from Racocetra persica, 479 nucleotides. The record is from the annotation of a GenBank genome assembly. NCBI's taxonomy places the organism in Eukaryota, Fungi, Glomeromycota, Glomeromycetes, Diversisporales, Gigasporaceae.
CAAAAUGAAACUGAGAAUACAACAAAAAAUGAAGCUGAUGCAUCAACCAAGAAUCAAGCUGAUGCAUCAACCAAGAAUCAAGUUGAUAAAGUUGAUAAUGAAACCAAAAAUAAAACAGAAGAUGUAACGAACAUUAAACCAGAAGAUGUAACUAAUAUUAACCCUGGUGAUGCGACCUUGAGUGAAGCUAAUAAAGAAAAAGAAAAAGAAUAUUUUACUAAAGUAUCAAUGUAUCUAAAGGGAUAUUCGAAUGCUUAUAAUCCUUGGAAGCCGAAAUAUUUACCUGACAAGUUUGAAGAUUUAUUACAGCAAAGUUUCGGUAAAACUAUGCUUAAAGAUACUGUAAACGAUGUGAAAGUAAUCAUUCCAGCAUAUAAUAUCACCAGUGAUAAAAUAACUUUUUUUACAAAUCUUUACGAUGAGCAUAAAGAUUAUCUAAUGAAAGAUGUUAUACGUGCAAUGUGCGACGUUCCCUUACA